AUGGCAGGUCUAAUGGAAUGCCCUCAACGAUUGCCUUCAUUAAUAUUAACUGUGGUGGUAAUAAUAGCAGGAGCUGCAGAUUAUGGCGGUGUGGUGGCUCAAUCUUCAGGCUGUGCAACUUCUAUGGCAACACUUUCUCCAUGUUUGGGAUAUAUCACAAGUAAUAUUUCCAGCUCAACUCCAUCACAGGACUGUUGUACUGCCUUAUCUUCCGUAGUUCAGGGCAGCGUGAUGUGUCUGUGCCAGCUGUUUAGUGCCUUAAAUCCGCUGGGCAUUCCCAUUAAUCAGACAAGGGCUCUGGCUCUGCCAGGCUCUUGCAACAUCGCCACUCCACCACUCACUCAAUGCGAUGGUAAAUUAACUUAA
Messenger RNA from Cryptomeria japonica (Japanese cedar), 366 nucleotides. RefSeq names its product non-specific lipid transfer protein GPI-anchored 15. Gene Ontology annotation, molecular function: lipid binding. The transcript has a single exon. The record is from RefSeq and is a predicted model, not a curated record. Lineage: Eukaryota; Viridiplantae; Streptophyta; Pinopsida; Cupressales; Cupressaceae. Bases 1 to 366 code for a protein of 121 amino acids. Gene Ontology annotation, biological process: lipid transport.